Ipomoea nil (Japanese morning glory) is the source of this 2361-nucleotide messenger RNA. Its product is annotated as zinc finger BED domain-containing protein RICESLEEPER 2-like. The record is from RefSeq and is a predicted model, not a curated record. The transcript is spliced from 9 exons. Bases 1 to 2361 code for a protein of 786 amino acids. Lineage: Eukaryota; Viridiplantae; Streptophyta; Magnoliopsida; Solanales; Convolvulaceae. Gene Ontology annotation, molecular function: DNA binding; protein dimerization activity.
AUGGACCCACUAGAUGUCGGCUUCAUGCCUGAAGUAGAAGGAGGCUGUUUCUACUUGGUGAUUUUUCGGGCAUCCUGUUGCUCUGAAUAUUUUGUCAAAGGUUCCGAUCCAUUCUUCGAGAAUUGUGGGGUUUUCAUCCCCCGAGAAGACUCUCACUCUCUCAGAGUCUCAGUUCUCUCAAGAAUCAUCUCCGAUUCUGUAAAUCUGCUUCUCAGAAUCGAAGCGUUGCAAUCUCUAAUCUCUAAUCUCUUACUCUCUGUCUCUGAGAGUCUAAGUGGUGGAAGCCGUGGUGAACUGAUGAAAAGUGCCACUCAAAUGACUCAAUCUGGACUUCCACCCUCAACUGAGGAGGGGCCUGGAGGAGUAACCCAAGGCACUGAGACAAAUGCUCAUCAGCAGCCUGAGGUUAAUCCUGCUGUUCCUGCAAAGAAGAGGAAUAAUGUGGAGUCUAGAUCUAAGGUCUGGGAACAUUUUGAAAAGAUCUGUGAUUCUGAAAACAAAGUAAUAAAGGGGAAAUGUAUAUACUGUGCUAAAGUCUAUCAAUCUGAGAGUAAACAGCAUGGCACUACCUCUUUAAGAAAUCAUAUGUAUGCCUGUCUAAAAAAUCCACACUCUAAGGAGACUAGGCACACACUGCUUACUUUCACUGCUGUGACAACAUUUGAUACUCAAGGGGGUUCUGAAGGGGUUGUUGGGGAGUUAGGGACUUGGGUUUUCAAUCAGGAAGCCAUUAGGAGGGCAUUAUGUGAGAUGAUAAUUAUUGAUGAGCUUCCAUUUAGGUUUGUGGAGGGGCAAGGGUUUAAAAGGUUUAUUUUGGUUGCUUGCCCUAGAUUUUGUAUACCUUCUAGGUGGACAAUUUCAAGGGACAUUUACCAAAUUUACCUUGAUGAAAGAUUAAACCUUAAGAAGCUGUUUAGACUUAACACUCAAAGGGUCAGUUUGACUACUGAUACCUGGACCUCUGUGCAGAGGAUCAAUUAUAUGUGCAUUACAGCCCAUUUCAUAGAUGAUCAGUGGAAGCUGAAUAAGAAAAUCAUAUCCUUUGUCCCUAUUUCUUCUCACAAGGGUGAGCAUAUAGCUAAGGCAUUAGAGAGUUGUUUGAUUGACUGGGGGAUUAGGGAUGAUGGGUUAAGGUUUGCAGAUAGUUCUGUUAAGAAGGUGAGGGAUUCUGUUAGAUGGAUGACAAGACUAAAAAAAUUCAGAGAUCUUGCAGAACUGUUUGGGGUGGAAGCCAAAAGUUCUUUACAACAAGAUGUUCUAACAAGAUGGAACAGCACCUACAUGAUGCUUAGCACUACCAUACAAUACAAGGCUGUGUUUGAUGCAUAUUCAUUGAAUGAGCCCUCAUUUGCUGCUGAUAUGGGUGAUUCUGUCCCUUCUUUUCUUGACUGGACAUCUGUUGAAUGUUUGGUAGUUCUGUUGAAAGGGUUUUACGAGAUGACAAUUAGAAUCUUUGGUUCUCUAUAUGUCACCUCUAACAGUUUCUUCAGUGAGAUAUCUGAUUUGAGUUGCAUGUUGAGUAGCAUGAUUGUUGUUGGUAGUGCUACAGAGGUUAUGGGAUCCCAAAUGAAAACUAAAUUUGAAAAUUAUUGGGGAGAUCCUGAAAAAAUGAAUUCAUUGAUCUUCUUUGCCAAUAUCUUGGACCCAAGAGAUAAGUUGGAAUAUAUGCCAUACCAGUUUGAGGAACUGUAUGGUAAAGAUAAUGGGAAGAAGUGUUUAGAGAAUGUCCAAGCUGCCAUGGUAGAAUUGUUUGGUGACUAUGCAGCAACCUACUCUGUCAAUGUGCAACAAUCAUCUUCUGAUUCAUCUUUUGGUAGCCAACCAGAUGUGCCUCCUGUCCAGUCUCAUACCAUAAUUGGUAGACCUCAAAAUAUGUUAAAGAACAAAUUAAAAAGGCAAAAAAUGGAGGCUAGUGGAAGCUAUAGAGAAACAAAACUUCAAGUCUAUUUAAGUGAAAAAAUUGUGGAGGACACUCCUGACUUUGAUAUCCUUAGGUGGUGGAAGCUAAAUAGUGUGAGGUUUCCUACUCUCUCCAAAAUGGCAAGGGAUAUCCUAGCAGUUCCUAUUUCCACCGUUGCCUCAGAAAGUACAUUUAGUACUAGUGGGAGGGUAUUAGAUGCAUUUAGGAGUUCUUUAACUCCUAAAAUUGUGGAGGCCUUAGUAUGUGCACAAGACUGGAUGAAGUUACCAAAUCAACCAGUUAAGGUUGAGGAAAAUAUUGAUGAUGUUGAAAAGCUUGAACAAGACUUGGCUACUGGAUCUUUACUCUUUACUGAUUUGGCUAUGAUGAUGCUUCCACCAUUGUCUGAAAUGGUUUUGGGUUGGAAGAUCAUGAAAGCUGAACUGCUGAAGGCUGAAUAG